This is a messenger RNA of Brassica oleracea var. oleracea, 744 nucleotides long. RefSeq lists its product as uncharacterized. NCBI's taxonomy places the organism in Eukaryota, Viridiplantae, Streptophyta, Magnoliopsida, Brassicales, Brassicaceae. The record is from RefSeq and is a predicted model, not a curated record. The transcript is spliced from 2 exons. Bases 1 to 744 code for a protein of 247 amino acids.
AUGGCUGAUGAAGAAUGGAGAGAACCAGUUGGAGAUAAAGUCAAUGCCAUGGUCAAGAAUGAUACUUGGUAUGAAACUGAACUUCCCAAAGGCAAGAGAGCAGUAACAAGUCGCCUCAUCUACAUUGUCAAGUACUUGGCUAAUGGAAAGCCAGAAAGGAAGGAAACAAGACUAGUUUCAAGAGGAUACACUCAAGUCUAUGGAGAAAACUAUCUAGACACCUUUGCACCAGUAGCUAAGCUCCACACCAUAAGAAUUAUGCUCCCUUUGGCUUACUUUCUAUGGAUAGAAAUAUGCCGCUCUAAAGAGAAGCUUUUCUUAUCUCAAAGAAAGUACACACUUGAUCUUUUAAAAGAGGCAGGUGAACUUGGAGCAAGAGUAGCUAAGACACCACUUGAAGAAGGUUACAAGGUCUUGCGUGAGGGGGAGUUUGAAGAUACUCUAUUUGGCGACUUCAAGCUCUAUAGAAGGAUGGUUGGGAAGCUGAUCUAUCUCACAAUUACAAGACCAGACAUCUGCUUUGCUGUGAAUCAAGAUAGCCAGCAUAUGCAAGCACCUAAGGUUCAUCAUUGGAACAUGGUGGAAAUAAUCAUGAGGUACCUAAGGGAGGCUCCUAGUCAAGGUGUUUGGAUGGGAUGCAACAAGAGCAUAGAGAUUGUGGGAUAUUGUGAUGCAGAUUGGGCUGGUGAUAGAGUGGACAGGAAGUCUACUACAGGAAUUGCACCUUCAUUGGAGGAAAUCUAG